AUGCACCUCGACAAGGAAAUGUUAAAAGCUUAUAGGACUUUCGAGUCUCUGGAAAAGAACCUCACACAGGAAGAUAUUUGGGAGGGACGGGCUCGGUGGGAUAUAUGGAAUUCAAAGAAGGGAAUGCCCAAGGCGGAGGCCAGGGAAACCUUUUUGAGCAACGUUCAGUCGAUUGAGGCAAAGUAUGGUGAAAGUGUAUAG
Messenger RNA from Penicillium nucicola, 201 nucleotides. RefSeq lists its product as uncharacterized. Gene Ontology annotation, molecular function: fatty-acyl-CoA binding. The coding region runs from base 1 to 201 and encodes 66 amino acids. The record is from RefSeq and is a predicted model, not a curated record. Lineage: Eukaryota; Fungi; Ascomycota; Eurotiomycetes; Eurotiales; Aspergillaceae. The transcript is spliced from 2 exons.